CCUCUCUGUCCCCGCUGUCUCCCCUGCCACUCUCUGUAGGUCUCUCAUCCUGUCUGCUUGAGUUAGUGUGGCUGCUGUGAGACGCUGCAACCAUGGCUGCUACUGGAACUUUUCGUAUGGUAUCAGAGGAGGAGCAAGCAAUGAGGUCAAAGCUGGAGCAUUUGACGGUGAAGGAUCAUGGGCCGGUGUUUGGGCCGUGCCACAAACUGCCUGGCCACACUGUGCAAAAGGCGAAGGAUGAGUUGAAUGAGACAGAUGAGAGACGGGCGUCAUCACUGAAGGACCUGCGGGCCUUGAUGAAAGAGAGGGCAGUGGAUGGAGACGACCUGGCCAAGCUGAUCCUCGAGCGUUUCUGGGACAAACCCGACUCUCUGCUGCUGCGCUUCCUCAGAGCUCGCAAGUUCGAUGUUAACAGAGCCCAUGAGCUCAUGAAAGGUUACGUGCACUUCAGGAAGGAGUAUCCUGAGCUGUUUGAGAACCUGACCCCCGAGGCGGUGCGCAGCACCAUCGAAGCGGGAUACCCUGUGGUUCUGCCCAGCAGAGACAAGUACGGCCACGUGGUCCUGCUCUUUAACAUCGACAGCUGGGACCUGGAGGAGAUCACCUUUGAUGAGGUUUUGAGAGCAUACUGUGUGAUCCUGGAGAAGCUGCUUGAGAAUGAUGAGACCCAGAUCAACGGAUUUGUCCUGAUUGAGAAUUUCAAAGGCUUCACAAUGCAGCAUGCCUCGGGAAUUAAGCCGGCUGAGCUCAAGAAGAUGGUGGACAUGCUGCAGGACUCGUUCCCGGCCCGUUUCAAGGCAGUUCACGUUAUUCACCAGCCCUGGUACUUCACCACUACUUACAAUGUGGUUAAACCCUUCAUGAAGAGCAAGCUGCUGGAGAGGGUCUUUGUUCAUGGUGAUGAACUGGACAGCUACCUCAAAGAAUUCGAUGCUGAUAUCCUGCCUUCAGACUUUGAUGGAAAUGCCCCGGUGGCUGACUACCAGGCCAUCGCCACCAAGCUUUUCGGCUCUGAAGACACCGCUCUCUGAAGAAACAGUCCCCCAUUUCAAACCCAAGAGUAGUCUCUUUCACCUGAGGUGCUUCUUAUGUGAUCAGAUAUGUGGUCUGCUUUGAAGCUAGGUUUUUACUUUUUAAAAAAAAUUCAGGCAGUAAAUAGAAGUAGAGAGAAUAACUGAUAGUAAGCACUCGUUACUUUACACUGACAUGCACUGACAGUCCUCUCAUGUGUCUCAUGUAUGAGUGGAGGAAGAAUGAGGGAGCUGGUCAAGAUCACGAUCAGACCGAGUUGUGUUCGGUGUACUUUGCCUUAUAAAAUCAGUCCACUGCACACACAGCCUCGCGCCUACGACCUGCUCAACUCGUGAUGCAGAUUCAGUGUAGCAAAGUCUCAAAGGUGAAUUUAAGAUUUGUAUCCAGCGGGAAACUAAUAAGAGAUAAGGCUGCAUUAGACGAUCGUUUUAGGAGAAAAGGGCCUCCUGAUUCAGUGCCUUCAUUAGAAACAGUUGCCUUGCUGUCUUGAUGGCCUUGUUUCAACAUCUGCAUGCAUCAUGUGAAGUGUGACACUCAGAUGCCUGAUGUUCCAAGAAGGUGCAUUCUGCAGGUUGCACUGGAUUAAAAAAUGUUUAAUAAAAUCAUUUUUUGUCUUUUUUUU
Messenger RNA from Archocentrus centrarchus (flier cichlid), 1654 nucleotides. Its product is annotated as retinaldehyde-binding protein 1-like. The transcript has 8 exons. The record is from RefSeq and is a predicted model, not a curated record. NCBI's taxonomy places the organism in Eukaryota, Metazoa, Chordata, Actinopteri, Cichliformes, Cichlidae. Gene Ontology annotation, molecular function: phosphatidylinositol bisphosphate binding. The coding region runs from base 93 to 1031 and encodes 312 amino acids. Gene Ontology annotation, cellular component: membrane.